Molecule: messenger RNA, 1960 nt
Organism: Alosa alosa (allis shad)
Lineage: Eukaryota; Metazoa; Chordata; Actinopteri; Clupeiformes; Clupeidae
Product: proline-rich protein 15
Exons: 2
Coding region: 382-804 (140 amino acids)
Source: RefSeq, a predicted model, not a curated record
CUCGACAAAUGAGAAAAGAGGACAGGUGUUCUCGUGCUGGUUUCGGAGGCGGAAUCCCGGUUGAAGUUGUCCGGUAAAAUGCGAUACGGUGCAGCUUAUAAAGUUGUGAACUGCAUGGUAGUUGUUCAAUGUUAACUCGGGUCUUGGCUUAGGUGCAACUUCAUCACUUCAAUGUUUUGCCUACAUGCGUCCUUUUAGUGACUUCACUGUCACUCACAGAACAAAACAUCAGUGUAGAUUUUGACUGCGCCUGUCGUUUUCUCAAGUCUUAGUCCAGUUGUGAUCUGGAGGGGACCCCAUCAGUGACCUAUUCAUUGCAUCCUGCUCUCCGAUUGCAGUGUGUGAGGUAGGCUACUUUGUAUUUCAUCCCUCACCCCCAAGAUGACUGACAAAAGCCCUUGGUGGAGGUCAUUUGUGGGCAAGAGAAGGAGCGCUGCCCGAGAGUCCGCGAGGGAGGCCAUGCUCGCUCAGCAGCAAGCCCAGGCCCCCCAGCCUCAAACCUCCACUCAGACGCAGUCGGUGGAGAGCCCACAGCCUUCUGCAGAACUCACCCAUACAACCACCGCUGAUCACACUCCUGCCGCAGCCACCGAACCACAGAGGCCCUGCUCUGAGAAGAGGAACAACAGUGCGGCUGACCUGGAGCCUACCUUCAACGAGUCGACCAAUCGGCGUAACCUGCGUGUGUCCCGCUCAGGACGCUUCAAGGAGAGGAAGCGGGUUCGAGUGAGUCUUCUUCAGGACGAAGAGGAGCACACUGACAAGUCCUCAGAUAAAGAGGAUGCUAGUGCACAAGGCCAAUAGCACAGCUAAAACUGUUGUCCUCUCAGCAGAGCGAGGCGGCUGAACUGUGCAUUACCGUCCCUUCUGUCCCCAAGACUGUGGGACUGACAGGGGACGGCCAGAGCACACAUCCAUCCAAAGACUCUGUGAGCUAUUUAUGUACUUCUCAACUAUACACUUAUAAUACUUAAAUAUGUUUUUAAUGAAUGAGUUUAAAAUGCACCAUGCAUCAUGCCAUAUGUGUGUUUAAUUGUGAAAAGAUGUCUAACAGAAUUUUAAUUUAAAAGUUACAUAUUUUAACUAAGGGGUCAUGGGUCCAUGGGGUUCUUUGAGCGUGUCACGUGUGUCCUUCCUAACUCUCACCCUGGGAUUAGACGCUGUUUACUGUAGAAUGGUAGAUUAUAAUGAUAGUCAUGAGUCUUGGACAAUUGUAUAUUUCACAUGGACAAGACAACAGGAGUAGUCUACCUAUAGAAACAUUUAUGUCUAUGUCUCUGAGCCCACUGCUAAAUGUAUUUGUUUCUGUAGUCAGGGCUCUGGACUUUAAAUCAAAACAUGAUUUGAAGAUACUUUGAAAUUACACACAAAUUUGCGGCAAGGUCAUAUUUCCACAUGCAAUUAGGUUUCUGGCAAAUGGUUGUGGUAAACUUUUUGCAAUGUUGCAGCAAAUUUGCAGCAAUGGCAUAUGUAAAUUAGGUUUGUUUGUCACCAGAAGUUCACUGGAAGUUUUACCAUUAUUGGCUAAGGGUGGUGGCAAAUCACUGGCGAACACAUUUGCCACUAGUGGCAAAGUUCUCAUUGUUGCCAGAACUUUGCUGGAAAUGUGCCUGUAGCAGGCAACAUUGGCAAACUUAUUUCAAUAUUUUCUAGUGAACUCAUUUGUUUCCCACAAAUUACCCACAAGUUUGCAGCAAAUCUGCUGCAAACAUUUCAUUUUUGUAAGGGCCAUCUUGUUUAUACAACUCAUGAACUACUACACAGCUACCAAUAUUAAACUAACCAUGUUGGUGUCUAUAUAAAUGUCAUUGAAUUGACAUUUGAUAGGAUUAUGUUUGAGAGAUCUUGGGCACUAGCUGCAACAUCAUUUAAUCCAAUUUGACUGUAUAGACACAGGCAAUGAGAACUGAGAUAAAAGUUGCACACAUUACAAAAACACAGAGAUGGUUCAAAAUAUAGU